Molecule: messenger RNA, 996 nt
Organism: Penicillium mononematosum
Lineage: Eukaryota; Fungi; Ascomycota; Eurotiomycetes; Eurotiales; Aspergillaceae
Product: sterol desaturase family protein
Exons: 2
Coding region: 1-996 (331 amino acids)
Biological process (GO): ergosterol biosynthetic process
Molecular function (GO): C-4 methylsterol oxidase activity; iron ion binding
Source: RefSeq, a predicted model, not a curated record
AUGUCCAAGCAAACGACCACCACGCGCAACCCGGCAGACUCCAUGGUGUCUACCUGGCGCCAUGACCGAUCCCAGUGGAACACCUACCACUGGAUGAUUGAACUCCUUGGCUUACAUCUCAUUGAUUCUGACGCGGAGGUUCCAAUCUUCUCCAAGAAAGAUAAAAUACCCGCCAUAAGAGAGUGGACGGUCCACUUGUGGAUUCUACUACACGCCGCGAUCCCACUUGCAAUACACCACGCCUACACAAUCUACACCGGGAAGAACAUGUCUCUCAUCGGUGCUUUCGCAUUGUAUUCUAGUGCAUUCAAGCUAAACGGCAUUCACGAAAUGCACAUCAUGCGCCGUCUAGGCCAAGUCUAUGGCUUCUUGGAUGGCGACAAGCAUCCUCGGGAUGAGAUCCCUGAUGUUGGCGUGGGCAAGGUGAUACGUGAGCUGAUAUCCACCUCAACGCUGCGUAUGUGGCUUCCCUUGGAGAUUGGCUUGUACAGUAUCACGGUGGACUUCUGGUUCUACUGGUAUCACCGUAUGAUGCACUCGGUGGGCCCUUUGUGGAAGUUCCACCGUAGACACCAUCUGACGAAACAUCCCAAUCCUUUGCUUUCUGCGUACGCCGACCACGAGCAGGAAUUCAUGGAUAUUACGGGUAUUCCGCUUCUUGCGUAUACUACGUUGAAGAUUAUUGGGCUGCCUAUGGGGUUUUAUGGGUGGUGGAUUUGUUUCCAGUAUAUUGCCUUUUCGGAGUUCAUUGGUCAUAGUGGGCUUCGACUUCAUGGUGGUGCACCCUCUACUGUGAAUUGGCUGCUGGAAAUUUUUGAUGCUGAGUUGGUGAUUGAAGAUCAUGAUCUACAUCACCGCUAUGGAUGGAGGAAGAGCCAUAACUAUGGCAAGCAGACACGUCUUUGGGAUAGCAUUUUUGGCACUUGCCAUGAGCGCAUCGAAAGCGUGAAAGAGAAUGUUGAUUACACAAAUCGUGUGACAAUGCCUCUUCUUUGA